GCCAAUCAGCGCUGUGUUUGGUUUGUGUGCCGCGGUUUGCGGAGGAAGACAGCAGUGGGAAACGUUGCGUUGGAAUUACCACAUAAAUUGGAGCAUGAAGACCGAGUAGGUGGAUCUUGCAGUCAUGUUUUCUAAUCUGCACAUGCAGUAGAUUUUCCAUUGUGGUUUCCUGACGACUGCACUGCAAAAAUGCCAGAGUCCUCUCAGGUCAAGGACGCUCGUCGCUGCUCUGUUGAAUGUAGAACACCCCCUUUGAGGCAGUUCAGCCAGUUAUCGCUGCCACUCCACAGAAACUCCCACAGGCCCAGCACCUUCUGCACAGAGCAAAAUCUGCAGGAAUGUUUGUCGCACAUCAGUCAGGAGGUGUCAGUGCUGGGCCUCGCGCCCAUUUGGUCCGAGUCAGACAGCGACUCACAGCUGAAUGUUGUGGCUGUGCUGAAUUGCUUGUAUGACCUAAUUCAGUUGCACCACAGGAGCUUGAGAACACUGGAAAACAUGGAAAUGGAGCAUCUCAAACUCAGCAGCAAUGUGGAUUACCUGAAGAUCAAUAACACUCAUCUGAAGGAAGAGGUUGAACUAUCUAAGCGACAAAACACAGGACUUCUCGAAAGAGAACGACAGCUGCAGCUGAAAGUGAAGAGUUUGCAGAACUCCCUGAAAAAUGAAAAAGAAGAGGUGCAGAAACUCCAGAACAUAAUCUCGAGCCGCGCCUGUCAGUACAACCACGAAAUGAAAAGGAGGGAGAGAGAGUUUAGCAAACUGAGGGAGCGACUGAAUCAGCUCCUGACUGACAAAAAGGAGAGGAAACAAGCCAUUGAUGUAUUAAACAACAUUGGAAGAGCUGAUGGCAAGAGAAGCGUUUGGAAAACUGAAAAGACAGAGGCGAAGCAUGAGGGGGAGAUGUAUAGGACACUCUUGAGCGACUACGACAUGAGGCAGAGGGAGCUUGUUUUGGAAAAUGCAGAGCUGAGGACAGUGAUGCAGCAGAUGAAGAAAGAGAUGGUGUCCAUCCUGAAGUCAAGAAAACUGGCCCUGAAAGGAGAAAAGCAAGAACUUAAUGGCGUGCAGGCCAUCUCAGAUGAUGAAGACGAAGAGGUGUUUGACUCCAGUAAGGAAAGUUUGGAGCUGUAUUGCAUUCAUGCCAGGGAGAAGCUGACCAACAGUAUUCGCCUCCAGUGGAGAAGACUUAAGAGCCACGUUGAAAGACUGGACAGCCAAGUAUCUUUGACUCAGAUGUCUGAACCUAAAAAUGAUGAUGAGAGUCAUGAGGAGGAGAUGGACAGACUAAAGAUGGAGAUCCAGCAGUGCAAAGAAUUCAUUCAAACACAGCAGCAGCUCCUACAGAAGCAGCUGAGCUGUCCGUGUGAUGAAGACUCAGCAUUGCUGCAGAACAAUGGCUACAUGCUGCAGGAGAAGAAGCGUCUUGGUGAGGAAUGGACGAGCUUAGAGGAACAGAGAAAGAUCUUUGAGAGGGAGAGGAGAAACUUUACUGAAGCAGCCAUUAGACUGAGCCACGAGAGGAAGAUCUUCGAGGAGGAUCGGGCAACAUGGCUCAAACAGCAGUUUCUUUGUAUGAAUCCGUUUGGAAACUCAAAGCAGCCGCUUCUGCCAAAGUCUGCGAGCGCCUCAUUGAUAACAGCUGAAACAGAGGUUAGUCCACCGAAGGCUACAGAAACGCCCAACGAAUGGCAAUCAGACUUGGCCUCCCCGAUACCCAGAUCUGUCGCUCUCACAUCGUCUUCCAUAGCUGACUUGGAGUACCCGCUCUGUUUAAUUCCAGAAAAUGGUGUGUCUUGCAGCUCAUCAAAACACAGAAAAUCUGAACAUGUUGAGGAAUUGAGCCCGCUCUGUGAAAAUGUUCCCCUGCGGCGCAAACAGUGGAGGGAGAGCGGAGACCUCUGCAGCCAUUCCCUCACACAGGAGAAGAACAGCACCAUAUGAAGUUAUGGGCCCUUUGUAAUCUGAAUAAGGAUCUCCUAAUAUCCUGUGUUUUUGUACGGUCGCAGAAAAGUGUCUGAUGAAUGCAAACAGAGAAGACAGAGUAAAAUGAAGCCAAACAUGUUGUUUUAAUGCCUGGAACAAAAUUAAUUCAAAACAAUUUUUUAUACACUUAGUGUUUUAACAUUUUUAGAUAAAGUAUUUAUUUAUUUAUUCGUUUAUUUGGUAUUGAAAGGGUUAUUGAGAGUAAUACUUCUGUGUUUGAAACUAACAGGACUUUUAAUCUCUAAGCAGGUGUGGAUGAACAAAAAUAUGUACCUUUGAUAAGAUUGUUCUUAGUUGUUCUUAGCCUUUAUUAUUGGAUCAUUUUGCCUAAAACAGGACUUCCUCAUUAGAGCUUGUCAAGAAACGGUAGUUUGUUUUCUGACCAAGUUUUACAAUGUAGGGGUAAAGGGGCUAUUUAUCCCAUAGCAAUAAGGAUGUAGCACAAAUAGAAUAAACAAUCUAUCAUUCCUUAGUUUUAAUAUUAUGUUCAUUACAAUGUGAAUUGCUUUUUUUUUUUUUUUUAUGUGUAAGAAGGUGUAAAUUCUGUAAAAGAACAUGACGUGUUAGAUUUAAACCGCUUCAGUGUUUGUUUGAUUGUAAACGUGUUGGUUUGUUACAGUUACAGUAACUCGCAAAUGUGAAAUCACAGACUUUUUACUUAAAUAAUCAAUACAGGGUUUUAAACAGGUCAAUGGGUGUCAAAUCCGUUCCUGAGCUGGUUUCUGAUUUUUCACAUGCAGUGUCUGUCUUUGUCCUUCAGGUGGGGCUGGUGUGCAUUGUGAGAAGGAUACAUUUAAACACAUGAUGGCCAUCUUUUUAGAUCUGUUUAAAAUACUCUAGACCAGAGGUGUCCAAACUUAAAUCAAAAGUACUUGCGGACUAAAAAAGUAUAAUAACUAAAAACAACCCUAAAAUUAUCCAUCCUGUUUUCAAAUUCUUUUGGGCUUGACUGAAAGGAACACUUUAGUCUAUCUGUUCUCAGCACUAAGAGUAGGAUUUGGGUUACUCUUUCUCUGAAAAUGCUAGUUGUAUUUAGCCAAGUUUAGAACAUUUAUCAAAACCAGAUUUAAGUAAAAGUUACUGGAAUGUUGUGGAGAAAAAGUGUGGUUAUUAAAGGCAUACUUUGUGUUGUACCCAACAUUUUACACUGUAAGAGCAUUUUAAUUUAUCACUCAUAAUUAAACCAUAAUUAAAAAGUAAAAGCUG
Messenger RNA from Girardinichthys multiradiatus, 3189 nucleotides. RefSeq names its product afadin- and alpha-actinin-binding protein-like. Bases 190 to 1941 code for a protein of 583 amino acids. The record is from RefSeq and is a predicted model, not a curated record. Lineage: Eukaryota; Metazoa; Chordata; Actinopteri; Cyprinodontiformes; Goodeidae. The transcript has 14 exons.